Messenger RNA from Pelagomonas calceolata, 4544 nucleotides. The record is from the annotation of a GenBank genome assembly. NCBI's taxonomy places the organism in Eukaryota, Pelagophyceae, Pelagomonadales, Pelagomonadaceae.
CAAGCAGAGAGCCGCUGUGGAGGGCAGCAAAUCGACUGCCUGGGAAUCUCCUGGGACGGCUAGAAUCGCAUCGAUGGUGAGCUCAAGACGACGACGAUGAAGAUGGAGAGCCCGGACGCCCGAUAAAACAUGCAUCCGACGACUACCAUGCUGUGCUCCCUCCUCCUCCCACAGGUAGUAGGAGCAGCCACGGUCACCUGGCUCGGCGGGACUGGGAGGUGGAAGGAGCCCCGCUUCUGGGACAGCGGCUCGGUCCCGACGUCGAGUGACACCGUCGUCAUCCGACAGGGCACGGUCUACCUCACCGAGGACCGUUCGAUCACGAAUUUGGAGGUCACGGACUCGGGACGCGUCGUCCUCGCGACCACAGAAUGCCCGGAAGGCUGGGCCGUCCUCAGAAGAGACGGUAACGGCAACUCGGAAGGCUGCGCGAAGGCCUUUGCCGACGCAAGGAGCUGGAACGACGCUGAACUUGAUUGUCGAGUGAGAGGAAGAGGCGGCGUCUGGCGCGCGAAUUCCUCGGACACGCUGGCCGGAACGGGCUGCUACACCAAUAGUCGGGGCGAGCGCGUGUGUCGAGUGGAAGACCGUGAAACGUCCGGCAAAAUGGCAAGGGAGAAAUACACGAGGUGGCUGUCGAACGGGACUCAAGAUGACGAGGGCGGGUCGAUCCAUGGUGGGUAUCGCGGGCAUUUAGCACUGAUAGGGGACGAGGAGACCAAUAGGAUCGUGUCAAUAUUGUGUGCGGAGGCUUCCAAUGCUUCGUCUCUGAGGUAUGAAAAUUCGCGAGCAGAGAGCAUGGGCCAGCAAAUGGCCGACGUCGACGCCUGCUGGAUCGGAUUAAGCAUGGCUUUGGAUGGGGAUGCCAUGACCCAUGAAAUGUUUGAGAACAGGGCGUUCCGCGACGGUGGCGCCUACGGCGAGCAUCGCGCGUACGGGGCGAAGGGCUCUAAUCCCGUGCCGGAGCAGCGCAGUCAUCACACGCAGUGGUCUCUUGAUGAACACGCGGACGUGGGCAACUGGGCCUGGGUCGACGAGGGCGCCGUCCCGCCCGCCGACGACGGCGUCGCGGGCUUCCACGGGAACUUGUACCGGAGCUGGGCGCGCCACGAGCCGCGAUAUCGACUGGCGGAGACGUGCGCGGCCACGUUACACCGGGGCUACGACCCGGCGUCGCAAGCCAGGGCGCGGUGGACGUCGGCCGACUGUACUUCUCAUAAACCCUACGUCUGUACAAGAAGAGGGACCACGGAGCAGCACACGUUAAUUGUGUCGAAUACGUUGACGCUCAAGGAUGGUGGUGUGUUAAGAGGCGGCGGCGUCGUGAAACCAGGUACCAUAGUUUCCAAUAGAGACGGCUACUUAGAUGGUGCCGGUUUGGAAGCGUCUUCAUUAACUACGGACCUGACGGGCGUCCACGGCGCCUGGCUUACCAUAUCAAGUACGUUCACGCUGAGCGGGCGAUUACUGGGACAUGGCGGCCGCGUGCUUGGAAACACGCUAUCCCUGUCUAAUGGACGGUGCGACUGGCCCGUCUACGCCGACAAGGUCACGGGUUCUGGUUCGCUAGGAGGCGGCGGCGAUUUGAGUCGAGGCGAAGUAAGCGGCACCUCCAUCGUAAUAGACGGCCAGAGCCUUUCCCUGAGAUCGCCUGUAAUAGAUGUGUUACGCUUAAAAGCGGACGCGCCGGUCAUUCGCGAGGACUUCGAGUACGCUAAGGAGAAGGUCGUGACGGUGACCGAGCGGUCGUGGCGCGACUGGCCUUCCAGUGCAGUACGGGCGGCGGGCUACACCCACCUGCAUUUCAGAAGUAUCGAGAACGACUAUUACGAGCGCGGGAAUGUUCGAGGUAUUGGGAGUUAUAGGGACUUCGACAGUAAUUAUGGGGAGCCCCAGACGAGUGGUCCGAUGGCUGGUGUUGAUGGCCUCAAGGGUCGACUCGAAUCCGCACUCGGCGCGAAGGACGAGUUCAUGACUUUAGAAAGGUCGGCCUUCGUCCUCGACGGUCGCGGGAAUAAUAGGUUGGGGCCGGCCCAAGGGAGUUAUAGGUUAUCGGUCGGUAGCGAGCGGUCGGAGUGCAUCCCCUGGCACGCCUCGGCGAAGGAAGUCUCGGACGCCGUCAAUGGUUUGACAGCAAUCAGUUCCAUUGGAGGCGCCACGGUCAACAGGAGGGGCGACGGGAGCCACCGCUGGGGCCAUGCCUUUCAUUACGAGAUCGCGUAUGAUAGUGCCGAGACGGCGACCGUACCUACGCUGCGGUUUGAUUGUGAAGGGUCAAAUGACUUCGGGACCGAUUCUCUAGCAACUGGUGGUGACUGCGGCUGCGUGGAUAAUGUUGCCAGAGCUCAUACGAAACCGGCCGGCACCUGCUCGUGGAGCGGCGACCCGACGUCCGCCUCGGACAACCAAGGAACACACCUCGUGGCGGUUCAUGCAGCGAAGCACGGCGACCCCGGGGACUACUGCCUUUCUAGAGUGUUUGGGUCCGUCGAUCGUAUACAACAGGGCGGCGAGACCGCGGUCAGUACGACCCUAGACUUCCGCGAGGGCUGGCACCGGCUGUCCGCGACCGCUACGGACGUGAAGGUGUCCGGCCACCACGCGCGCGUCGACGUCGCCGCCGCGGCCGCCUCCUAUUCUACCUUGGAGGUGUCGGCGGGCACGGUCACGUUCGCCGGUCCGGGCUAUCGGGGCGACGACGCCGCUGCCCUAUUGUGGGCGCCCUACGACCGCGAGUGGCGCGCGGCCCUGGCGCUGCGCGAGGGGCCGUCCUUCGGCCACAAGGUCACUGGUGCUGUGACAUUAUCGGGCGGCGAAAUACGCAUGGCUUCGGAGCGGCUCAUCGACUCGUACUCGCGGGGACCGCCCCAUGGUUCCGUCACCUUCGAGAGCACCUUAUCCUGGACGGGCAAUGGUGGUAUAAGGGGCAACGGCCGGCUUGUGGUCGAGGGCGCGGCCACCAUAAACACCUGCGUGAACCACACGGAGUGCGACCGGACGCUCUGGCCGGCGCACGUCCGGGACUGCGCGCGCGUCGUGCUGGCGGGGGCUUCUACCUUUCAAGGAGGUGAUAUUGUGACGGGCGAGGGCGCCGGCUUGGACGUCGCCGCCACCUUAACCAUGAGCGGGUCGGCGAACGUCCUCGCCUCACCACGACCGGAACGCACGCCGGGCCGCCAGGAGGAUCCAUUGAACGACCGCGGCUGGUACAGCAACCCGGCCUGCGGCGACGCGUGCGCGCGGCCACCGCUCGUGAAGAUCGAGAAUGGCGGGACGCUGUCGGUGGAGGGCUCAAACGUCGUCGAGGCGACGCUCUUCGCGCGCGGGAUUCUUGAUGCGCAGGGGUCGCUGACGCUGGGCGACGGCGGCGGCGGCGACGGCACGUUCCAGAUCGCGGCCGGCGGCCGCGUGUCCCAGCGCAACGGGCUCUUGGACCUCGAGCGGGUGAAGCUGCGGGGCGAGGGCGAGCUCGGCAUCACGGGCGGGCGGCUCUUUUUACCGGGGCCGACGCUCAUCGAACCGUCCCUCAACGUGUCGGGCGGCGAGGCGGCCUUUCGGGCGAGGCGCGUCCUCAUGGCGUCGGCGGCUGUGUGUGAAAUCAACCAGUGCGUCGGGUGCUCCAAUAAUUCUUCACAAAGUCAUUUCACGGCGAGGACGCGGCCACGCUGGCUCCAUCGAGUGGUGAUGGACCGGCAGCGCCACGCCAUCGAGCAGGCGUCGCGUCGAUGGCGUGGAGAACGCGCCGUAAAAUUUGAUUUCCACACAGGUCGGCAGACGUCACGGUCUCGAACGGCACUUUAUCUUUUCUCGCGGACGCGACGAACGGCACGCUGCACGGCCGCUUCCACCUGUUGAAUACCGGACGGGUCCGUUUUCCGGAGCGCGACUCGCUCGCGGAGCCGAGUAGGUUUCACCUGUCGUGUCCGUCGCGCGAACAGGCGCCGAACUGUGCAUAAAUCAAAUUGUCGCGGCGCGUCUCCGCCACCGCUGAAUCGUGACUUCCACGCCAUCGACGCGACACCAGCUCGAUGGCGUGGCAGUGUGGGUCUUGCACCACUCGAUUCAGUCAUCAAGAUCGCAAUUGUGCACCCGACUCACUGGUUGAUUUACGCACAGGCGCCGAACCACCCCUGCCAGGGGCCCUACACGCUGGAUCGGUCCCACGUCGAUAUUCGCGGCCAGACGACGUGGCGCGGCGGGACCGUGAGCGGUGGCGGCGACCUGCACCUGCGGGCGGCGUCCGUCGUCGCCGACGGCGAGCUCAAGAUGUGGGCGCGCGUGGUCAACCACGGCGGCAUGUUAUUAGAGGACGGACAGAUCAUCGCCGACACCGAGGGCUACCUCGAGAACCGGGGGACGGUCGAGAUGGUCGGCCCGCGGACGACCUACAACGGCGUCACAGCACGUAGACCCCGGUCGGAGACGGAGGUGACGCUGCUGCACGACUGGGAGGACAACAUGCUCCGCGAGGGGCGGCGCGUCAUGGUCGUUGGCGACGACUCGGCGCGGGCGAGCACGCUGGGGGUGUAAGGGCUUUUGUGAAA